AUGGCCACACCACCAACAUCCUAUGGCGAGCGACCCCCGCUGCAGGGUUACCGAAGAUCGUUUACUGUUCCUUCGCGACAGCUCUCCCUUCAUGAGAGAGCAGGUCUGGACCGAUCCGAUGCCGACGCAGAUAUCCUCUUCUCUCAUCCAAACGCGCGCAUCAUAGCCUUUUCGCCUCCCACAGACUCGAUUCAGACUCCGAGUAAAGAUACUCUGCCCGAUGCCGAUUACCCCAUCGACGCUGUCGAAACCCUGCCAUGGCGGUCGCGCACCGAGACUCUAGCUACCAGCGGGCUCAUAAGGAUUGAGAAAGUCCGAGGCUCGAGCCACUUCCUCAAGUCGGCGGACCAGAAAGUCAUCCAUACAAUCAUGCGCAAUUCACAGUGCUGGUGUGUUGACGGAGAAUCCAAAUUCGUGCUGCGGAGAGGGAAGUUCAUGUAUUACCGAAUCGAGCUACCGAUAGAGACGGAAGAGGACAAGCAGAAGGUCGAGGAGUUCAAAGCGGCUUUGGCAAAGGUGCUGCGUUUCGAGCGGACACCAUGCCCGUUCAAGCGCGCUUUCCACGUGGACCUACCAGACGAUGCCAUCACACCUCGGAGGAAAGGGACCUGGAAGAGGCGGCAGCCACCGCAACCGUCAACGCCCAAUACCGACCCUCUGCCGUUGAGAAAGACGAAGAAUUCACGAGCCUGGAGUUUUCAAGCACAGAAUGAGCCUAGCCCUCUUCAGACGUACGGUCGGCGAGGGUCGGAUUAUGGUUAUAGUGCGAGUCGAGGCUCGUCUCAAACACGGCCGGAAGCAAACAACUAUCGGUGUUCCACUCCUUCCAGUGUCCUCUCCAGCGAGGAUGCUUACGACAGGGACCGCGAAGGCGGGUCUAGCGAAGAUGGGCUGCAGGGAGAGGAGACAAACCACUCGCAGCAGCCUGAUGAGGCUUCAGUCAAUGGUUCGGAGCCGGAAGAGCGGGUAGAUAUUUCUGGAUUGGAAUCUCCAGAUGGACCGGUUGCGACAGGCGAAGGUGAUCAACCUGAAGAGGAAACCGACGCGUUACCUCAGCCUGUCGAACCUCGAGCCACCAAGACUCCAGCAAUGCAUGAUACUGAUGCCACAGCGCUGUCAAUACCACCCGAGACAGAAGAGUUAGAUGGCACAACAGCCAAAGAACAGAUUCCACAGGAGUCACUGGGAGGCCUAGAGAAUGAGGUCGACGGAGAAGGUUCUCUUUCACCAGUGAAACAACUUCAACAGGAAGUAGAAAGCAGUCCGGACGGUCCAGAGCAGACUUCUGUCGCUGGGGCAGUCGAGCAGCACGUUAAAGAGGAUGCGGCAUCACCACCAAUCGAAGACGAGCCAGAAGCCCGAUUAAGCGACACCAAGGUGCUGAUGAUCGAUGACACUGGCACCGAAACACCAAGCGAUACACAUGCUGAAGAAACAAAGUCUGAACCUGCUGAGGUUAUCACUGCUGAUCACGACGACGAUGCUCUCAGUCGAGUCUCAAGUGUGGAUUCCUUCUACACCACCGACUCUCUAAGUCAGGACAGGCUUGCCGAACAUGUCCAAGCCACCGACUUUGAGAAGGGAGAGCACGCUGAAGGCUUUGCUCCCUUCUUCCUGGGCCGCCAUCAGCACCAAAGAGGUCUGUCAGAGAUGACAAUAACGGCAUCUACCAUUGCGUCAGAACAGAGUCCUCAGAAACAGCGACCCUCAACUAGUGACUCAACACCAGGACUUGCACAUUCAUCCACGUCUGACUCGUCCUGGCCUGAAGUACACACACCACCAGUGUCGCCCAUCAAUGAAAACCUACGCCGCCGUCUACAAGCGAAGCGAUCGCUUUCCCCUCUUCCACCAUCUAUAAUACUUCACUCUCCGUCCACCUCGCCCACAAGCCCGAACUACGGCUCCCCAUUCACAGCACAAUUCCUGCACAAGGCUGCGAACGUGGCUCUCGUCAAGCCCAUCGAAGCGGUCGUGUUACUGGUGCAUAUCCUUGCACGGAUAGCCGGCGGCGCGACACUAAACGAUCUAUUCAGCGGCGACCUCUUCCGCAGACCCAGUGAACGCGAGGAAGGCGUCCACCGCCGGAGGACGAGCUUCCCAGACCAGCCUGCUCAGCCGAGGGACGACAGCGAGGAAGAAGAGGAUGACUUUGGUGUGCCGAUUAGGGGCAGGACAAAGAGUGUCGAGACGACCCCUGCUAAGGCACCGCGGAAGAAGGUGGAGAAGGACGCGGACGCCGAUUCCAUCUUCGAUCUGGAUUAG
Cladophialophora yegresii CBS 114405 is the source of this 2265-nucleotide messenger RNA. RefSeq lists its product as uncharacterized. The coding region runs from base 1 to 2265 and encodes 754 amino acids. Gene Ontology annotation, cellular component: extrinsic component of intraperoxisomal membrane. NCBI's taxonomy places the organism in Eukaryota, Fungi, Ascomycota, Eurotiomycetes, Chaetothyriales, Herpotrichiellaceae. The record is from RefSeq and is a predicted model, not a curated record. Gene Ontology annotation, biological process: peroxisome inheritance. The transcript has a single exon.